CUCGGGCGGAACGGAAGCUGCUGGUUCAUGCUGGGUUUACGAGAGAGAUUCGGGCCCGGGUUAGCGAAGACAGAGAGACACCAUGAGCCGGGUGAGGAGCUCGCUGCCGCCUCUGGUCCCGGUGUUCGUGCUGCUGCUGCUGACUCUGGUACCGCUCUCAGAAAGCAAGUUGACGUUAAAAGACAGUCCAAGUUUCGUUGAAGUAAUGUAUAAUGAAAAUUGUCUUCUGAAUUGUGAAAUUGCUGAAUUCACUGGGUCCGAACUGACUCCACAGAACUUGGGCAUUUUAUGGUCUUUCACUAGUGACACCAAAAAAUCGAAUGCAUUUGUCUACAAUUCUGGCAUAAUAACUGAGAAAUGGAAAGAAGCUGAGCUACUGACCAGCUCCAUUAUACGUGGAAACAUGUCCCUGUUGCUCAAAGAUGUUGUUAAUAAACAUGCUGGACAGUACCAAUGUGAAGUUUAUAUUCCACCAAAUGAUAAAGCCACUAAGACAGUAACACUUGAGGUUUUAGCCCGGCCUACAGUAAUUGUGACUUCAGAAAAAAUUGUGGAAGUUGGAACAGGUGGAGAGAUGGCCUUGGGUUGUCAGUUAAGUGGGUAUUAUCCUUGCGAAAGCAAUACGGAAUGGUUGCAGACAACCCCAGCAGAAGGAAAGCCAAACGUGUUGACUGAUAUUUGCACUGCCCCGCCAGUCAAAAACCCUGAUGGAACAUGCAACAUAACCACUGAGGUUAGAUUACAGCCUGGAGUAGGAGACAUUGGCAGCACUUUCACAUGCCGUGUCUCUCACAAGUCUUUUACAAAACCACACCAGGUGGAAGCUUUGGUGACUUUGAAAGAAGCUGAAAUUCAUUUGUCCCAAGCUUCAAUAGUCGGAAGCAUCAUUGGGAGCAUCAUUACUUCUAUUUUUGUACUCGGACUAGGAACUUAUUUCUAUAUGCGGUUCUAUUAUAAAGUUGCACCAAACGUGUCAGAAAUUCAAAAACCUGUGCAAAUUAUACAUCAAGAACCUGCAGAACUUAUUUGCCAAGUGUCUGGAUUUCAACCUCGUGUUAUUACAAUUGCCUGGUAUUUGAAGAGGUUGAAUGAUGCUGAAAUGAAGUUGAUUGAUGAAUGGCAAGACAGCAACAUAUUCAGCUUUGCUUUAAACAAAGACAAGAAAAUGGAAAAGGUUGACAAAAGGAAUGAAACUGGUGACGAUGUUUGGAAAGUCAGAGCAGGCAGUAUCCAGAAAAAUGAUGAUGGAACUUUCAGCAUUUCCAGCAUUCUGGAGAUUCAUCCUGACAUACUUAUGGACAAUGAAGCAGAAAUCACAUGUAAAGUGAUGCAUCCAUCCAACAGGGAAGCUAUCUAUAAAAAGAUCAAACUACAUGUUGAUGGAAUUCCUCCUAAGUUGGCUCACAUAAUUAAGCCGCCUAUUGUACAGCAUGACAGUUCUGUGACGCUGACCUGUCCAAUAAAUUUUUUCAAGCCACAUCCUCUAAAGAUCACAUGGUAUAAAGAAAUGCGUGGAGAGAAAAUCCCUUUGCUGCUUUUAAACGAUGCAAAUGAAGAAAAUAUGUAUCCAAAUAAAUAUUCCCAUUAUAUGACUGGAUUUAAUUAUUCUGACCACACUUGCAGUGUCUACAGCAUGCUGCUUUUUAAUGCAACAAUCCAAGAAGAAGACAAAAGUCAGUACUUCUGUAAAGUUGAACACAUUGGCUUGAGCAGUCCAGCAGAGGAACAGGUUCACCUGGACAUAACAGCUUUCCCGUCUCUUGAUGCCAUCUUAAGUGACCCUUUGAACCCUGUAAUUGGAAAAAUGUUGACUCUAACCUGCAAAGUGCAUUCCUUUUAUCCUGAAAGCAUUACUGUCCAUUGGUUGAAAAAUGAUGAGGUAGUGGAAUCACAAACACCUGAAACUGUUCAAAAUUCCGAGAAUGGAUUGCACGAAGUUACCAGUUCAUUAAUAAUUAUUCCAACCUUAUCAGACGUACAGUGUAAAUAUAAAUGCCAGGUUGAUCACAAGAGCCUUAUGUAUCCAAGAUUUGUAGAAUAUAUUCCUGAACAUUUAGUAUCACAUCCUCAAGUAUCUGAAAUUACAAGCAAUUCUGCCAACCCUGAAGUAGGGAAAGAGUUGAUUUUAACCUGUAAUAUAAGUGACUAUUAUCCAGAGGAUAUUCAAGUUGAAUGGUUCAGAAAUGAAGUGACAAUUAACAAUAACGUCAAAUAUGAGAAAAUUGCAGAGCAAAAUUCCUGUAAAGAUGGUCUGCACAGCAAAGUCACCACAGUAACUUUGACUCCAAGUACAGAUGAUCAUCAAGUUGAAUAUAGGAUCGAAGUUUGCCAUUCAAAAUCUUCAACCAAACCUAUUAAGAAAUGUUUCCAGCUAUUUCUUAAAGGCUUACCCAAAAUUUCAGCGUUCAGGAUGGAGCCAGAGAACCCUUCCUAUGGACAGCACCUAUCAGUGUCUUGUUCAGUUUCUGGAAUUUCCCAUCAGAAUGUUACAGUGGACUGGUAUAAAGAAUCUCAAUUAAUUAAAAAAGGAGUCACAAAUACAAAGCCUAUUCUUAACUCUGACAAAGCCUACAAGAUAGAUGCGUGUCUGAAAUUUUUAGUGACUGCAGAAGACUUUGCAAGAAAAUUAUUCCUUCAGUAUAAAGACAAAGACAAAGGUGAUCAAUUUAGACAACAUAUUCACCUUCCCCUCCAAGCUGUGACUCCUGAAGUAUCAGAAAUAGAGUGUCGACCUCCUCAUCCCAAAAAGGGUAAAAAAGCUCAUCUUCACUGCAAGAUUGAACAUUUUUGUCCCAUGGAUAUACUGGUUAUUUGGAGCAAGGGAUGGACAGAAUACAAGGGUGAGAAAUACACUGAAAUACCCAAAAUCGAUGAGAAGGGACUUUACUCUACAGAUACAAUGCUACCAAUUGACGUAGUUGAAGGCAGAACAGAAUACACUUGUGAAGUUCGGCAUCCAAAAACCAAUGAUAUUGUAGAGAAGACGUACGUUCUGCAGGUUUAGAUUCUCUACCCUACACAGGCAUCUAACUGAAGGAUACUCUGUUUUAUGAAAUGGAGCGCUUGCAAUUUCAAUUGUGCAUAUUAAGAAUGGAAUAUUUUUAUUGAAAUAAACAAAGAUUAAUUAGCAUCUGUGAAAUCACAAUUCAACAGGAAUUCUAUACAUGCUAUGUUCAGUUGUAAACUGUGAAAUUGAAUUUAAAAACUGAAAAUUUGUCUCGCACUGAAGAAAACAUUCCACAGAAGCUGUUAGAUUGUCAGAAGCCAACUUUUAUUUAUUUGAUUCCAAUCUGAUGUUAGAUUGCUCAUUUUGGGAAAACACCAAGGAUUUCAGACUUUUAGAAAAUCUUUGAUCUCUGACACCCUUGGUGCUGUUGGUGCCUUCUGAAGUGGCCUGACAAACCAGUGAAAAUGGAGAUUGAUGUUAAAUGUGACCUCAGUUGCAGAGCCUGUAAUCAUUGAAGUAUAGCAUGGUUAUUUCUACCUUAUGCAGAUAUAAUGAGAAAUGUACAUGAAUGUAUAUAAUUGUGUAUCAUGUUCUGUUAUGGAACUAUGAUUAAAUUGAUCAGCUUGACUGGUUUAACAGUUGCAACACUAAAGCACAAGUCGCUUCAGGAUGUAGAAGCAUCAGGACAGAUGAUGCCCUAGUGAUAUUAUUAAGCUAGAGGACCUGGGUUCAACUCCUGCCAUGGCAGAUGGUGGAGUUUGAUUUCAGUAAAACCCAAAACUGGCAAUUAAGAAUCUAAUGAUGAUCAUGAAACUGUUGAUGAUUAUCAGAAAAACUCAUCUGGUUCAUUAUUGUCCUUUAGGGAAAGAAAUCCACCAUCAUUAUCUGGUCUACACGUUACUCCAGACCCACAGCAAUGUGGUUGCCUCAUUGAUAUCCACAUCGCUUUAAUGAAUAAAAGUAAUCAUGAGCAAGACUAAGCCUAUUUGUCUCCAUUAGCCCAGCUAACUCCUUAAUCCCAGAAAUCACUCAGGUGAACCUCAAUGCAUCUCAAAAGUAAAAUGACCAAACAUUUACACACUACUACAGGUGUGAUGUUACCAAUGCACUGUACAACUGAAUAUUUCAUUUGCCUUGCAAUAAAUGAUAGUCAUUGUA
Hemiscyllium ocellatum (epaulette shark) is the source of this 4105-nucleotide messenger RNA. RefSeq lists its product as uncharacterized. The transcript has 11 exons. Lineage: Eukaryota; Metazoa; Chordata; Chondrichthyes; Orectolobiformes; Hemiscylliidae. The record is from RefSeq and is a predicted model, not a curated record. The coding region runs from base 83 to 3004 and encodes 973 amino acids.